GCAUCUUCAAUUCAAUUCAAUACAAUAAAUAUAUAGUAGCACCAACAACAACAAAGUUGGAGCGGACUGAGUUCUCGUAGAAGUCUCGGAGGUGCUGUGGGCGAAAAAAUGGAGAUCGCGAGCGUCAUGCACUGGUUGCUUUGAAUUAAACACAGCAAAGCUGUUAAUACGGUGCCUCUUUGGCUGGGAACAAAAGAUAUCCAAUAUUUUUGAGCACUCGGAACACCAACGCCAUCCACAUUCAAGCAAGCAGAACUCGGCAUCCGAUAAAGGGGGCAGAAACGAGUAAGGACAAAACGUAACACAAGGAUGUGUGAAAGCCUACAAACAACAGAGGAUUGACUCUGAAUCCUUCCGUGUGCCAGCACGUAUCCUACCUGCUUUCCAUGCUACCGUACACUCGUAGCACAGAAAGCAAAAUUUGAUUUUGUAGGAACGACCCGGACCCACAACCUCCGGGAGUGAGGAAGCUACGAAACAUCGAACGAAUGAUCCAGAAAUCUCAUUCGGAUGAAACAUCCUGUCCUGGAAGUAGCCCAAUCCAACCGCUAAGUCCAAAGCCAAAGCACUCCGCCACAGAGCAAGAUGAAGAUGAGAAGAAAUAAUUAUACCGGUAUCCCACGGCGGCAAACUCGAUUGGUGCGUGUAGGAAUCCUUUCCUUCCUUCUGAUAGCCUCCAAGCCCUGGUCUUUGGAUGCAUAUCUAUGUGACUCGCUACCAGAACAGACUUGGGAGGGAUUCCUGCAGGUCAUUGAGGGAUCUUCCGGUGGCUUUGCGUUGCUGUGUCCGUUUGAAAUCAGUGGCCAAGACUGCCCCUCGUCGGCGAGUUCAGUAGGGUAUAGUCUGCCCUCCUCAACCGAUCUGUACAUUAUGUGUGAAGCACACUAUGCCGUUGGGCCGUCGCAGCUAAAUGAAGUCGAGACUUACGAGGCUGGGUGCAUCAUUGACUGCCCUGGGACGCACUUUCAAGUUGGUACAAAUGCUUCCCUAUCGAUCGACAGCUUUGUCUUACGGGGGUCGAACAAUACUGCUGUCAAGGUCAAUCCAAAUGGGGUGUUUAGUGCCUUCAACUCUUACUUUGAAGCCAACCAAAACUUGAAUGGAAAUGGAGGCGCAAUCUAUGCUGCCGAGCAAUCCCAGAUCUCCGUCAGCCAGACCUCUUUCUACGACAAUGCAGCAACCAACGGGGGAGCCAUCUACUUGCUCGGGAAUGCCCAGAUUCAGAACUCGGCCUUCACUGAGAACUCGGCAACAUCUCGAGGCUUGGACAUGGGAGGCGGAGCAAUCUAUGCUGGACAGAAUUCCCAGCUCGCGCUGUCAAACUCGUACCUAGCCAACAACUCGGCACCAGCGUUUGGACCGGCCGUGCUCGAUCUCACGGGUGGCAACAAUAUGAGCUUUGCUUCGAACACGGCUUGUGGGAAUACCGCCACAGAGCUGUUCAUGAGGUGCAAUGGAGCUCUCAAUGUCCAAAAUGGAAUAGAUGUCUGUUCAGCGUUUGAACAUGUUUGUGAAGAGAGCGUGCUAUUGACGACUCCGGCGCCCACGGAGGGAUCUCGUACUCCAUCAACGGCACCAAGCAUAGCACCAACUGCCCGUGAGCCAUCGUACCAGCCAUCACACAUACCUUCAGCAACUCCCACUGCUCUACCUUCAGAGAGCAGUCAUUCACCGAGCCUUGGACCAACGGGCCAUCCGUCACAGCCUCCAUCAGCAGUUGAAACUACAGGGCCAACUAUUCUACCUUCAAUACUUCCAUCCAGAGCAAUAAGCGUUGCUAGCAACGCACCAAGUCUUGAGCCUUCCGAUUCGUCAACACCCACCAUUUUGAGUUCAAUAUCUUCAUCAAUAGCCGGAAGCACAGACCUCCCCGGUGGAUUCUCCGUCGAAGCAACAUUGAUCGUUGCAUCCAGCACUCCAACAACGUCCACCGACUGGACUUAUCAAUCAAGCGCACCCACACCAACGCCCGCCCCUACGGAUUCAACGAUUCUAGCUUCUGUCUUAGCCCCAACAGCAGGACACUUGCCAAUAAGCAGCAAGCUGCCCACGACGACGAGUAGUCCAAGCCCAGUAUCCAUUGAUGGGGACCUGGGGAAUCUCUAUUUCGAGGAUGCAUACUACGGUAAUCCGUUUGUCCCGAUAGCAUCCACAUUUGACCCGAGCGACGCAUCUCUGUAUACCGGUACAGAAAGCCCCGACGUUAUUGAACCAUCCAUCGUUCCAACUCAAAGCCAAAGCGAUGCCCACAAUGUCUGCGAACCGCUCACUGCCGAACCGCUGCCAUCAGAGGGUGCCUAUAGGCAAGGAUCUAUUAGCCCUGCCGGACUCGAUCUUACGGAGCUCUCAAGCUGUGGCACCGUGGAGACCUUGAAAGACGGCGGAGCCUUCUACUCAAUCCAAGGCUCUGGGGCCGUCAUGAGAGCUCACACGUGCUCUUCGUUCUUCGGGAGUUUCAACUUUGACACACAGAUUGUGGUCUACCGGUCUACCAGUGGUGUCACGGACGAUACGCCUUGCAUGGAAGAUCUAGAAUGUGUGGUCUUCAGCCAUGACGACUUUUGCGGUCUACAUUCAUCUGUCAGUUGGUACGCGGAGGAGGGCUCCGUCUUCUAUAUUUAUAUCUCUGACAAAGGCACCAAUCAGGCGACAUUCCAUGGGUUGCAGCAUCACUACUCGCUCACUGUAAGCCCAACACCUGGUGGUUCGUGUAGUGCAUCACUUGCACUUGAAAUGCAUCCCACUAGUGGGGAAUUUCUGCUAGAGGAUCCAGGCAUGGACGUUUUGAGCUUGGGUGGGUCCAUUUGGUACAAAGCAGAGGGAUCUGGACUGUGGCUCAUGGCUUCUACUUGCAUGGGCAGCUUAGCAUCUCGGAUAAAAGUUUACCAAGGGAGCUGCGGACCAAGUGGUCAACUGCAGGAAGCAACUGUCAUCGAGACAGCCUGUGGCUCAGGGUACUUUGUUACGUGGCUAUCCCAGGCAGGUAACACUUACUAUCUCAAGGCAGCUGUAGAGGGAACUGACGGUUUAUAGGUAACCGAUUCCAAUGCUAAGAACGGCCACCCAUUGAGGAGUGACUUUUUGCUAAAAUCGUAUGAAUUUUUCAUUAUACUUCUUUUCGUAGAG
Molecule: messenger RNA, 3126 nt
Organism: Seminavis robusta
Lineage: Eukaryota; Bacillariophyta; Bacillariophyceae; Naviculales; Naviculaceae
Source: the annotation of a GenBank genome assembly